Molecule: messenger RNA, 2398 nt
Organism: Xiphophorus maculatus (southern platyfish)
Lineage: Eukaryota; Metazoa; Chordata; Actinopteri; Cyprinodontiformes; Poeciliidae
Gene: opn4.1
Product: melanopsin-like
Exons: 1
Coding region: 874-2226 (450 amino acids)
Biological process (GO): visual perception; G protein-coupled receptor signaling pathway
Cellular component (GO): membrane
Molecular function (GO): G protein-coupled receptor activity
Source: RefSeq, a predicted model, not a curated record
UUUCUGUGUGUUUAUUCAGUUCCUGUUGUCUUGAUCCCAGCUCUUCCUGUUUCCCCUGAUACCCUUCCCUGUGUAUUUAUACCCGGCUGUUCCUGUUUCCCGGUCGGGUUCUGGUCGACCCAGUUGCUACCAGAGGCAGAGCUGCCGCUGCUGCCUGGAUCCCCGUUAAACCAACAUCUUGGCACGUCAGCCUGGGUCCAACCGCGUUUCUCCUCACCACCAAACGAACACAUCGUGACAUUCCUGUUUCUUGGUCCUCAUCUUAUCGACUGCGAGAUUGUUUUUGGUCAUUUUUCACAUUUAUCUGCAUCUGUUUCCAGAUUCUUCCUCUUUUUCUUCUGCGACUCUCUGACUUUUCUUCUGUCUCGUUUUAAACUUUUAAACUAAGAGCUUUGACAUGUUAGUCAGGGAGCGUCUGACGCAGGACAGUUGGACUCAGGCAGGCCUUUAUGCAAUGUUUCUCCUGGAGGUCAGAGGUCGUCCACAGGACUCAAUCAGCUGGAGAAGUUCUUAAAUCUGAACAUGAAGCGGGUUAGUUUGUUUCUAGAUAUUUGACCUUUGAGGGUCCUGACAUCAUUAGUCUCCAAAGUGAAAUAAUGAUGUUACUUCUGCUCCAGAUGUUCAUUUACCCCUCGGGGCAUUAUUGGUUCUGGUCCAUUACCCCCUCCCCACCUCAUCAGUCGAUCAGUGCGACAUAAAAAGCUCAGAGUUCCUCUGAACGUCCUGCAGUCCAGACAAACAUCCUCCAAGCCUUCACACAGAUCGCAGCUCUGAUCCAACUAUCAGAAUCCAGGCAGAACCCAACAAAGAUCCGGAACCAUUGGGGUUCAGGAAUCCAGCCAGAACCUCUGAGAUCUGCAGCAUAGAUCCAGGAUGGCCGGAAACUGCACAGAUCACCAGAAACACCUGGGGAUGCCCGUCCCCACCCACGGCGCCCUGCAGCAGCAGCGCCCGUUCCCUACUGUGGACGUUCCUGCGCAUGCCCAUUACAUCAUCGGCUGUGUGAUCCUGUUGGUGGGAGUGAUGGGCACGCUGGGGAACGCUCUGGUCAUCUACGUGUUCUGUCGUAGCAAGACGCUGCGGACACCCAGCAACCUGCUGGUGGUCAACCUGGCGCUGGCGGACUUCCUGAUGUCGGUGACGCAAUCUCCGGUCUUCUUCGUGGCCAGCCUGCACCGCCGCUGGGUGUUCGGAGAGUUUGCCUGCGAGCUCUAUGCCUUCUGCGGCGCUCUGUUCGGCAUCGCGUCCAUGAUGACGCUCACGGCCAUCGCCGGGGACCGCUGCCUGGCCAUCACGCGGCCGCUGGCGCUGCUGGGCGCCGUGAGCCGCCAGCGGCUCUCCGUGGUGGCCGUGGGGCUGUGGGUGUACUCGCUGGGCUGGAGUCUGCCGCCGUUCUUUGGGUGGAGUGCCUACGUCCCUGAAGGUCUACAGACGUCCUGCAGCUGGGAUUACAUGAGCUUCACGGUCACGGUGCGCACCUACACCGUCCUGCUCUUCGUCUUCGUCUUCUUCAUCCCCCUGGCCGUCAUCGGCUCCUGCUACCUGGCCAUCUUCAGGGCCGUGCGACGGGCGGCUCAGGAGGUGAAGAGGCUGAGCAGUGGCGAGACCACCAAGGCGUAUGAACGGCUGCGCGGCGAGUGGCGGAUGGCCCGAGUGGCUCUGGGAGUCAUUCUGCUCUUCGUCGUGUCCUGGUCGCCGUACUCCGCCGUCGCCCUGACCGCCACCGCUGGCUACGCCCACCUGCUGACCCCCUACAUGAACUCGGUACCUGCAAUCAUCGCCAAGGCCUCCGCCAUCCACAACCCCAUCAUCUACGCCAUCACACAUCCAAAGUAUCGUGCUGCCAUUGGUCGACACUUCCCGCUGCUGCGUGCUGUGCUGCGGCUGCAUGAAAAGGACCUUCAGUCCCCGUUCAGCUCCAGCACCGCCUCGUCUCGCCGCACCACGCUCAGCGGUUCGCCAGGGGUCCGGCUGGGCGCUGGGGUCCGCUGGCCGCAGAGCCGGCUGUCCUCAGCUUCUGACAGCGACUCCUGCUGGACGGAAAGCGAAGCUGACGGCUCCAGCGCCGCAUCAACAGCCAUCAACCGCCGGACAUCCACCCAGGUGUCAGCUGAGCCGUCUGACCCCGCCCACAUGAGCCAUCGGGUUGAGUCUAGACCGACAGACAGCGACUCACCUGAAGGGGGCGCUGCCAUGGCGGCAAAACUUCUGCUGGCUACAAUAUAAUGGCACCACCCCUUUAAGUCAUAGCCCCGCCCCAUGUGGCCAGAGUCAUAGCUCCGCCCCUCUUCAACGCCAUGUUUCUAGCCUCUUUUUCUUUGAUUUAAAUAUAUUAAUAAAGACAACACCUGGUGGCAUUUCACAGGUAAAACUGUCUGACUUUGUUCCAGGAACUACU